Arctia plantaginis is the source of this 252-nucleotide messenger RNA. The record is from the annotation of a GenBank genome assembly. Lineage: Eukaryota; Metazoa; Arthropoda; Insecta; Lepidoptera; Erebidae.
AUGGACGACUUGAAAAGCUUCGUGAACUACCCAUCAAAAACUACAGUGGGUUUCGCUCCAAAGUUUACCGGCAAUAGAAAAUUUUUCGCUAAUAUGAUCAGCACUCUCGGUUUUAAAGAAAUGCAAGCCAAUGAUGAAGAGGAUCUUAGAAAAGACUUUGUUAAAAAGUUAAGAUAUUGUGACAACGCUGUGAUGGAUGAAAAUAUAAUGCCAGAAUUAUACGAUCGGGAAGUUGACCAAUCUAAAAUAUAA